Molecule: messenger RNA, 1230 nt
Organism: Colletotrichum spaethianum
Lineage: Eukaryota; Fungi; Ascomycota; Sordariomycetes; Glomerellales; Glomerellaceae
Exons: 2
Coding region: 1-1230 (409 amino acids)
Source: RefSeq, a predicted model, not a curated record
AUGGCUUCACAGGAUGUAAAUGAGCAGAGCUCGACGCUUAUCCCCGACGACCCUGUGGCAUUCCUCGACGACCCGCGCUUUCAUCAGACCUUCACCCUGCCCGCCGGCCCCAAUCGGCCCCAUCCACUCCAAGUGACGUAUAGCGACUACGGCUACCGGGACCUGGAGAGCCCAGAACGCGAACACGUCCUCCUCUUCUGCGGCCCUCUAAUGGGCAGCCGCUUCCUCCACAUCGCCAAAGACGCCCUCGCCAAAAAGCACCGCGUGAGGAUCAUCGACCCGGACAGACCGGGCUUCGGCGGCGCAACCCCAGUACCCGCCGCAGACCGCGUCCGCGUCUGGCUGGAAAUGGUGCCGGCCCUCCUGCGCCACCUCGGCGUCCGCCACGUCUCGGUCGCCUCGCACAGCGCCGGCACCAUCUACGCGCUCAACACCCUGUUGUACCUUCGCCAUCUCAUCUCGCCCACGCAUCCCUGCGUGGCGCUCAUCACGCCGUGGAUCCACCCGGCCCAUUCGGGCGUCCCGCUCUCGAAGGCCCUGAGCCGGCUGCCCGACGCCGUGCUGGGGCAAUUCCACGCGGUUGCGGGGUUCUCCCAGCGGAAUCUCGCGCCCGUCGCCGGGUUCAGUGGCGGCAUCAUCAACGGUAUGAUGCCUGGCUUCCGUGCCUUGGCCAAGUUGUUGCCGGCGCAGGAGACGAGUCCCGCGCCGCCGGUCGCGGAGGCCAGCGAAAGUGCGCGCAUGGCCGGGUUCGAGGAGGAGAUCUGGGAGCGGCUCAUCAAGAAGGUGUUCGCGGAGAGCGUGCAAGGCCUCAGCGAGGAGGUCGUUCUGCUGCUGAAGCGGGCGGACCACCCGGACUACUGGGGCGCGUGGGGAGAUUACGAUCGGUUCGUCACCCUUCUAGCCGAGGGGGAAGCGAACCUGGAUGCCGGCGUCGUGUCGGAUGGCGCGAGAUUGGAUAUCAGAGUGUACUAUGCCGCAGACGAUCACCUGAUUGGUACCGGGGACGGCCCGAAAUGGUUCGAUGACUGCUGGAGGGCUGAGCGACGUGGUGACAGGAUUGACUUUUCGAGCUGUGUGGUUCCCGGGGCUGACCACGACACCAUUGUGGACUUCAAGUUUAAUGUUUUUGAGAGGAUAUUCCGCCAGAUAGCUGGGACGGACGGAGGUGGUGGCUCGUCAUCGCCAGAUGUGGCUUUAGGUGCCGAAGGGGAAGAGCCUUUAGUUGUUUGA